UUGCCGCAGUCGCGAUUCAGAAUGCGCGCGCGCACCACGUCGCCAUUUUGAAAAAUUCGCGCGUGAUAAGUGUUGCGGUGAAUUCAAAUUUGGAGAAAGGAUUUAAUUAUUAUACUUAAGUGUAACGAUGAGCUGCGGGCGGUUAUUCGCGGCGUUACGGCGCUGCAAACAGCUGGAGGGCGGCGACAACACCACGCAGCUGUCGCGCUGCCUGGGCCUGCUGGACCUCACGGCGCUGGGCGUGGGCAGCACGCUCGGUCUGGGCGUCUACGUGCUGGCCGGCGCCGUCGCCAAGACGGUGGCGGGCCCGGCGGUCACCAUCAGCUUUCUGAUUGCUGCCAUCGCGUCCGCUUUUGCUGGUAUCUGCUACGCGGAGUUCGCGUCUCGCGUGCCCAAAGCGGGCUCAGCGUACGUGUACAGCUACGUGAGCGUGGGCGAGUUCAUCGCCUUCACCAUCGGCUGGAACCUCAUCCUGGAGUACGUGAUCGGCACCGCCAGCGUCGCUAAGGGCAUGGCCAACUACAUCGACAGCCUGUGCAACAACACCAUGGCGAAGACUAUGACGGAGUGGGCACCGAUGAGGAUCGGCUUUAUGGCGGAUUAUCCGGACUUCUUCGCUUUCUUCCUGGUGCUGCUUAUCACUAUUCUCCUGGGUGUGGGUGUGAGCGAGUCCACCAAGCUGAACAACGUGUUCACGGCGCUCAACCUCGCCACCGUCGUCAUCGUACUCGUCACAGGAGCGCUUUGGAGCGACACCAAGAACUGGCGUCUUACCCCCGAAGACAUCCCCGCGGAGUACCGCGACGCGGCCGGCGCGGGCGGGUUCAUGCCGUGGGGCUUCGCCGGCGUCAUGGCGGGCGCCGCCAAGUGCUUCUUCGGCUUCGUGGGCUUCGACUGCGUGGCCACCACCGGCGAGGAGGCCAAGAACCCCAAGCGCGACAUUCCGCUCUCCAUCGUCAUGUCGCUCACCAUCAUCUUCCUGUCCUACUUCAGCGUGGCGACGGUGCUGACCAUGAUGUGGCCGUAUUAUCUACAGGACGAGGACGCGCCCUUUCCCUAUGUCUUCGAGCAAAUUGGCCUGCCAGUCAUCAAGUGGAUCGUCACAAUCGGCGCCGUGUUCGCGCUGUGCACGAGCCUGCUCGGCGCCAUGUUCCCUCUCCCACGCGUGCUGUACGCCAUGGGCUCUGACGGCGUGCUGUUCCGACCGUUCGCCGUCAUCAACCCACGGACCCAAACGCCGCUGCUGGCGACGGCGUUGAGCGGAUUGUUCUCUGCAACAAUGGCAGCGCUGUUCAACCUGAACCAGCUGAUCGACAUGAUGUCCAUCGGCACGCUGCUCGCGUACACCAUCGUCGCCACCAGCGUGCUCAUACUCAGAUACGAGGAGGAGAGUAGUGUGCAGCUGAGCAGCAAGGCGCUGCCGGAGUCGCCGUACAGCGUGGCGCGGCAGUCCUUCAACCUGCUCGGCCUGAAGGCGCCCACCGCGCUCUCCUACACCAUCGCCAAGUGGACCAUCGCUAUAUUCUUCGCGGUGGCUCUGGCGACAUGCGCGCUUCUGAACGGCGAGUCGUCGAAGGCGCUGGGCACGGUGGUGGGCGUGCUGGGCGGGGUGCUGCUGCUGCUGCUGCUCGUACUGUACCGCCAGCCGAGACAGGACGUCUCGCACCUCACCUUCAAGGUCCCCCUCGUGCCGUUGGUGCCGUACGUCAGCGUGUGCAUGAACGUGUACCUGAUGACGCAGCUCGACUACCAGACCUGGGUGCGCUUCAUCAUCUGGCUCGUCAUCGGCUACUUAAUAUACUUCUUCUACGGCAUACGGAACAGCUCGCUUCGGGAGAAGGAUAUCGUCAAAACCCCGAACGGCAUACACGACGAGAAGCACAUCGUCACUAAAUUCUAAUCACAAGAGGGAGGAGACGGUGACAGAUAGCGUGACAGCUGUCAGAAUGACAACACAAGUGGCGGGAAAAAGCUAAGUCCCAAAAAGGUAUUUUUGAUUUUGUAAUGGGAAUUUAUUUUGCUGUUUCACUUGACCAAUCAAAAAAGAACAAACUUACAUUUAUAUUGUCAUUGACAGGCUAUCAAAUUAAAAAUAUAAAAACAGUUGUGGCAUGCUGAUUCUCGCCAAAUGAGGGUAGUCCUGUGAUUGUUAUUGGUUAUUUAGAUUUUAUAUUUAGGUUAGGUAUAGUUCAUUCGCAUAGGGAAGCAUAGUGUGGUUUUAUUGACUUCUUUUCACUUAUCUUUUUUUUGAUUCUUAAAAUUAAGAGGACCAAGACCGCUGACCAAGACAGUUUGAUAUCAAGAAUAUGAAGUUAUGUUACUAAUCUCAAGGUUCUUAACUUUAAGGAGCGUUUAGUAUUGGCGAUGAGACACACUAUUCUCAUGCAAAUGAACUAGUUAUAUUGUUUCCAAGAAACAAUUUUACUGUAUUUUGACUUACUUAUAGCCUGGUCACCGAACACUUAGAAAUUCACAUUGGAACUCUUGCUACUCCUCUUUCGCCCGCAUUGUUUAUCUAUCUCGUUUCCACAAACAUGCCAUAGGAGCGCGAUAUCAAUGUUCGAAUUUCUACAUGUUCGGCGACCAGGCUAUUGUAAUUGCGUUUAAAUAAUUAUGACUCUGUGAUAGUAUGACUGUGGUGAUAUUAUUGUUAAAUGGUCCACUUAGGUCCACUUGUGCCAGUCGGGAUUAAAUUUAAUCAUGAAUUUAUCAUGUUAUCUCUCUUUUUCCUUGUAUUUAUGAAAGAGAAGGCAAUAUUAGCAAUAAUCCAGAAUGGCGUUAGUGACAUUGUUGUACAUAUUUUCUGUCGAUGUUUUAAUGGCUGGCAUCCAUGUGAAACUAGAUUUAAUAGUUCAAGCAUUCGCAUAUUUACCGGCGUCCGUCUAUGACCUAUAUAAUAGAGAAAGAAAGUGGUCCUAGUGUCAUUCUAAAAUAAACUGUUUUGCGACUAUACUUAAGGUGUAGAUUAGGUCACAUUUCAUUGUAAUUAUUCAUCAUGAACAAAACAUGAGUGAUUCUAUAGUUUUAUGCUCAGUUAUAUAGUAAUAAUUUUCCAAAAUGUUUAAACAAUACUUAAUUCAAAUAAUAAUUCGUAUUUAUAUGUGUUUAAUAAGUACUGGUUACUGCGAUAUAUUUUUGCAUUUAACAAAGUUAUAACGUUGUUUUCAUCA
Molecule: messenger RNA, 3170 nt
Organism: Aricia agestis (brown argus)
Lineage: Eukaryota; Metazoa; Arthropoda; Insecta; Lepidoptera; Lycaenidae
Gene: slif
Product: cationic amino acid transporter 3
Exons: 11
Coding region: 128-1900 (590 amino acids)
Biological process (GO): transmembrane transport; amino acid transport
Cellular component (GO): plasma membrane
Molecular function (GO): amino acid transmembrane transporter activity
Source: RefSeq, a predicted model, not a curated record